CCCGGCGCCCAGCCCGUGCGGCCGCGGCGGAACGGGCGGGGCCGCGCCGCGUUCCGGUUCCGCUGCGGGGCACGGCGGGAAGUUGGAGGAGGCCAUUAGGGGUGUAGAGUCACAGAAAGGCAAACAUGUCGAUUGGGGUGCCAAUUAAAGUCCUGCACGAGGCUGAGGGCCAUAUUGUGACGUGUGAGACCAAUACAGGGGAAGUUUACCGAGGCAAACUUAUUGAAGCUGAAGACAACAUGAACUGUCAGAUGUCCAACAUAACGGUGACAUACAGAGACGGGCGUGUGGCCCAGCUGGAGCAGGUGUACAUCAGGGGCAGCAAGAUACGGUUUCUCAUUUUGCCAGACAUGUUGAAGAACGCUCCGAUGUUGAAGAGCAUGAAGAAUAAAAACCAAGGUUCUGGUGCUGGGCGAGGAAAAGCAGCGAUUCUCAAAGCUCAAGUGGCUGCCAGAGGAAGAGGCCGUGGUAUGGGCCGUGGCAACAUCUUCCAGAAGCGAAGAUAAUUUUGGUCUUGACCGACAUGCUUUUUUAUUAGGGGGUAUUAAUUUGAUUACAUGUGCAUUGGUAUCAGUUUUGUUUAAUAAAUGUUUCUGACAAAAACUUGUCUGUUCUUACGUGACAGGACUCCUCAGGCAAAUAUGUCGUAGAUUGAUUUCAAGUUCAAAAUAGCUUUGUCUGGAAAACAGUGGACUUUAGGUUUUGACUGCUUUGGGUUUCUGUGAUGCAUUGACUUUUAAAGAUAUUGAUGUUUCCUUUUGUGUUCAGUCCUGUUGUCGUUCAUUAUCUAAACAAUGAGAAGGCAUUUGUGAUGAGGACUCUUUAAAUAGUAUGUUUGAAAGUCCUAUUAGCAGCUGCAUUUAUGGAAAAUCCAGCAAAACAGAAGCAGCUUCCUGAGAAGCAAAGCACUGUCUUUUUUUUGCUUUCUAUGGACCUACACUAGAGAGAGGCUCAUCCUCAGAUCUGUGCAUUGAGCUUAUAUUUUACUAUCUCUUUAUUUUUCUCUUUGACACAGGGAGAGUUUUUCAGUAGGAACACAACUUUGAUAGCCUGAGUCUGUAUUUGCAGUGGAAAGUUCUAACUCUUGGUUGCAUUUCCCUCUGCCUGGGAGAAGAGGACAGAAUAAUAAGAUAGCUGUUUCCAAGGAUAAAUUUGAAAUGUUUUGUGAGUAUGAAGGGUAGUGCAGAUGUAUGGGGAAAGUCUUAUAAAUAGUUAUCCAUUAAAUACAACUCAUUACAAGUGCUAAUCUUUUGGACAAAAUUUAGAUCAACUUUAGUGUUUGGUCUCAACAUCUACCCACAGUAGUACAGAUCAUAUGUUGAUCUGCAGGAAGCCAAAUGAGAGCUGUAGCUUUAUUUUGCUGAAGGUAUAGGCUGGUUGUUCUUGCUGAUUUAAGUGCUUCAAAUGUUUAAAUGUAACACUCUGUACCUAAUCACAUACCUGCAAACAAUAAAUUACUAGUCUGUACAUGUAGGAAA
This is a messenger RNA of Colius striatus (speckled mousebird), 1478 nucleotides long. RefSeq names its product small nuclear ribonucleoprotein D3 polypeptide (gene SNRPD3). Gene Ontology annotation, biological process: RNA processing; spliceosomal snRNP assembly. The record is from RefSeq and is a predicted model, not a curated record. Gene Ontology annotation, cellular component: U1 snRNP; U5 snRNP; commitment complex. Bases 126 to 506 code for a protein of 126 amino acids. The transcript has 4 exons. Lineage: Eukaryota; Metazoa; Chordata; Aves; Coliiformes; Coliidae. Gene Ontology annotation, molecular function: RNA binding.